AUGCCAACUACUCCAAAUGAAAGAACUAGUCUUGAUGCAGUUGAUAAAAGUGACAAUCCAGCCAGAACUUCUGCAUUGACAGAAACAGCAAUUACACAAACUGGACAGGAUGAGUCCAGUCAUAAAAGGGACAAUCCAGUUAAAAGCAUGUCUGUCUCAGAGGCAACAAUGUCAUCAACUAAUUCACAUGAGACAACCAGACCUUAUGUAGUUGAUAAAAGUGACAAUUCACACAGAACUACUGCAGUGAGAGAGGCCUCAAUUACACAGACUGGUCCAGUUGAGACAAGUAAUAAAAGUAACAAUCCAGAAGCAAGCAUUCCUGUCACAGAGACAGGAAGAACACCAACAAAUACAGAAUACACAACCAGUCCUGAUGGAGUAGAUAAAAGUGAUAAUCCAGACAAAACUUCUGCAGUGACAGAAACAACAGUUAUCCCAAUUACUGUUGACAGAACCAGUUCUAAUGCAGUUGAUAAAAGUAACAAUCUGAACCAAACUAGUACAGUGACUGGAGCAACAACCACAAACUCUGAUGAGACCAAUCAUACAACUGACAAUCCAGAAACAAGCACUUCUGACACAGAGACAGCAAGGACACCAACAAAUUCAGAUUACACAAGUAGCCCUGGUAUAAUUGAUAAAAGUGACAAUCUAGAGAUAACUUCAGCAGUGACAGAAACAGCUAUUACACAGACUGGUCAAGAUGAGACCAGUCAUAAGAGUGACAAUCUAGAAAUGAGCACGUCUAUCACAGAGGCAACAAUGUCACCAACAAAUUCAGAAUAUACAACCAGUCCUGAUGGAAUUGAUAAAAGGAACAAUCCAGACAGAAUGUCAGCAGUGACAGAAACAACAGUCAUCCCAACCACUCUGAAUGACAGAUCCAGCCCCAAUGGGCUUGAUGAAAGUGAUAAUCCAGACAGAACCUCUGCAUUGACAAAAGCCACAAUCACAAAGUCUGGUCAAGAUGAGACCACUCAUAAAAGUGACAAUCCAGAAAGAAGCACGUCUGUCACAGAGGCAACAAUGUCACCAACAAAUUCACAUGACACAACCAGCCCUGAUGGAAUUCAUAAAAGUGACAUUCCAGACACAACUUCAGCAGUGACAGAAACAGCCAUUAUACAGACUAUUCAAGAUGAGACCAGUCAUAAAACUGACAAUCAAGAAACAGGUGUGUCUGUCACAGAGAGAACAAUGGCACUAACACAUUCAGAUGUCAUAACCAGUCCUGAUGCAGUUGAUAAAAGUGACAUUCCAGAUAGAACCUCUACGGUGGCAGAAACAGCAAUUACACAGACUGAACAAGAUGAGUCCAGUCAUAAAAGGGACAAUCCAGAUACAAGCAUGUCUGUUACAGAGGCAACAAUGUCACCAAUAAAUUCAGAUAUCACAACCAAUCCUGAGAGAAUUCAUAAAACAGAUAAUCCAGACACAAAUCUGCCAAUGACAGAAACAGCAAUUACACCGUCUACUCCAAAUGAAAGAAUUAGUCCUGAUGCAGUUGAUAAAAAUGACAAUCCAGAAAGAACUUCAGCAGUGAGAGAAACAGCAAUUACACAGACUGCUCAAGAUGAGACGAGUCAUAAAACUGAAAAUCAAGAAACAAGCACAUCUGUCACAGAGAUAACAAUGUUACUAACACAUUCAGAUAUCAUAACCAGUCCUGAUGCAGUUGAUAAAAGUGACAAUUCACACAGAACUAGUGCAGUGACAAAGGCUUCAAUUACACAGACUGCUCCAGUUGAGACAACUAAUAAAAAUGACAAUCGAGAAACAAACAAUCCUGUCACAGGGACCGGAAGAAUACCAACAAAAUCAAGCUACACAAUUGGUCCUGAUGGAAUUGAGAAAAGGAACAAUCCAGACAGAAUGUCGGCAGUGACAGAAACAACAGUUAUCCCAACUACUGUGAAUGACGGAACCAGUCCCAAUGGAGUUGAUAAAAGUGACAAUCCAGAUCAUACUACUGCAAUGACAAGACCAACAAUCACAAAGUCUGGUCAAGUUGAGACCAGUCACAAAACUGACAAUCUAGAAACAAGCACAGCUGUCACAGAGGCAACAAUGUCACCAACAAACUCAGAAUACACAAGUCCUGAUAUAAUUGAUAAAAGUGAAAAUCCAGAGAGAACUUCAGCAGUGACAGAAGCAGACAAUACACAGAUUGGUCAAGACAACACCAGUCAUAAAAGCGACAAUCUAGAAACAAGUGUUUCUGUCAUAGAGAAAACAAAGACACCUACAAGUUCAGAAUACACAACUGGUCCUGAUGCAGUUACUAAAAGUGACAAUCCAGAAAAAACCUCUGCAGUGACAGAAACAGCAGUUACACAGACUGGUGAAGAUGAGAUCAGUCAAAAAAGUGGCAAUCUAGUAACAGGCACAGCUGUCACAGAGGCAACAAUGUCACCAAUAAAUUCAGAAAACACAAGUCCUGAUACAAUUGAUAAAAGUGAAAAUCCAGAGAGAACUUCAGCAGUGACAGAAGCAGCCAAUACACAGACUGGUCAAGAAAACACCAGUCAAAAACAUGACAAUCUAGAAACAAGUGUUUCUGUCAUAGAGACAGAAAGGACACGUGCAAGUUCAGAAUACACAACUAGUCCUGAUGCAGUUGCUAAAAGUGACAAUCCAGAAAAAACCUCUGCAGUGACAGAAACAGCAGUUACAAAGACUGGUCAAGUUGAGACCAGUCACAAAACUGACAAUCUAGAAACAAGCACAGCUGUCACAGAGGCAACAAUGUCACCAACAAAUUCAGAAUACACAAGUCCUGAUAUAAUUGAUAAAAGUGAAAAUCCAGAGAGAACUUCAGCAGUGACAGAAGCAGCCAACACCAGUCAAAAAAAUGACAAUCUAGAAACAAGUGCUUCUGUCACAGAGACAGAAAGGACACCAACAAAUUCAGGAUAUACAACUGCUCCUGAUGUCAGUGAUAAAAGUGACAAUCCAGACAGAACCUCUGCAAUUACAGUGACUUCAAUCACAACAUCUGGUGAAGGUGAGACCAGUCACCAAACAGGCAAUCCAAAAACAAGCAUUUCCAUCACAGGGACAGCAAGGACACCAACAAAUUCAGAUGACACAACUGGUCCUGUUGCCACUGAUAAAAGUGACCAUCCAGAUAGAACCUCUGCUGCGACAGAAAUAGCAACUGCACAGACUGUUCUAGAUGAGACAAGUCAUAAAAGAGACAAUACAAAAACAAGCACUCCUAUCACAGAGGCAACAAUGACUUCAACAAAUUCAGAUGACACAGCCAGUACUGAUGGAAUUGAGAAAACUGAUAUUCCAAACACAACAACUGUAAUGACAAAAGCAACAGUCACACAGAGUGGUCAAGAUGAGACCAAUAAUAAAAGUGACAAUCCAGAAACAAGCAUUUCUGUCACUGAGACAACAAGGGCACCAACAAAUUCAGAUGACACAACUGGUCCUGUUGCCACUGAUAAAAGUGACAAUCCAGACAGAACCUCUGCUGCGACAGAAAUAGCAACUGCACAGACUGUUCUAGAUAAUACAAGUCAUAAAAGAGACAAUCCAAAAACAAGCACUCCUAUCACAGAGCCAACAAUGACUGCAACAAAUUUAGAUGACACAGCCAGUACUGAUGGAAUUGAGAAAACUGAUAUUCCAGACACAACAGCUGCAAUGACAAAAGCAACAGUCACACAGAGUGGUCAAGAUGAGACCAAUAAUAAAAGUGACAAUCCAGAAACAAGCAUUUCUUUCACUGAGACAGCAAGGGCACCAACAAAGUCAGAUGACACAACUGGUCCUGUUGCCACCAAUAAAAGUGACAAUCCAGACAGAACCUUUACUGCGACAGAAAUAGCAACUGCACAGAGUGUUCUAGAUGAGACAAGUAACAAACAAGACAAUCCAGAAACAAGCACUCCUAUCACAGAGGCAACAAUGGCUUCAACAAAUUCAGACGACACAGCCAGUACUGAUGGAAUUGAGAACACUGAUAUUCCAGACACAACACCUGCAAUGACAAAAGCAACAGUCACAAAGAGUGGCCAAGAUGAGACCAAUAAUAAAAGUGACAAUCCAGAAACAAGCAUUUCUGUCACUGAGACAGCAAGGGCACCAACAAAUUCAGAUGACACAACUGGUCCUGUUGCCACUGAUAAAAGUGACAAUCCAGACAGAACCUCUGCUGCGACUGCACAGACUGUUCUAGAUGAGACAAGUCCCAAAAGAGACAAUCCAGAAACAAGCACUCCUAUCACAGAGGCAACAAUGGCUUCAACAAAUUCAGAUGACACAGCCAGUACUGAUGGAAUUGAGAACACUGAUAUUCCAGACACAACAACUGCAAUGACAAAAGCAACAGUCACACAGAGUGGUCAAGAUGAGACCAAUAAUAAAAGUGACAAUCCAGAAACAAGCAUUUCUGUCACUGAGACAGCAAGGGCACCAACAAAUUCAGAUGACACAACUGGUCCUGUUGCCACCGAUAAAAGUGACAAUCCAGACAGAACCUUUGCUGCGACUGCACAGACUGUUCUAGAUGAGACAAGUCAUAAAAGAGACAAUCCAGAAACAAGCACUCAUAUCACAGAGCCAACAGUGACUUCAACAAAUUCAGAUGACACUGCCAGUAUUGAUGGAAUUGAGAACACUGAUAUUCCAGACACAACAACUGCAAUGACAAAAGCAAUAGUCACACAGAGUGGUCAAGAUGAGACCAAUAAUAAAAGUGACAAUCUAGAAACAAGCACCCCUGUCACAGAGACAGCAAGGACACUAAUAAAUUCAGAUGACACAACCAGCAUUGAUGGAAUUGAUAAAAGUGACAAUUCAGACAGGCAUACUGCAGUAACAGAAACAGCAAUCACAAAGUCUGGUCAAGAUGAGUCCAGCCAUAAAAGGGACAAUCCAGAAAGACCUUUUGCCAUGACUGAAUCAAUAAUUAUACCCACUAUUCCAAAUGUCAAAACAAAUGUUUUUGCCAUCAAGACCACAAGGACACCAAUGAAUUCAGAUUAUACGACUGGUCCUGAUGGAAUUUAUAAAAGUGAUAAUACAGACAAAACCUCUGCAGUUACAAAAGCAACAUUUACACCAUCUAAUCUGAAAUACAAAACUAAUCCAGAUGCAAUAUAUAUAAGUCAGAAUCCAGAACAAAGAACUCCAUUCGCAGAGAUAAGUACACCAAUGAAUGCAGAAGACUCAACCAAGCUUGAUGGAAUUGGUAAAAGUGACAUUCCAGAAACAGGCUCUCCAGUCACAGAGACAAUAAUGAUAUCAACAAACUCAGAUGGCCCAACCAAUCCUGAUAGAAUUGAUAAAAGUGUUGAUUCAGACAGGACUACUGCAAUGAUCGGAACAACAAUUUCACCAUCUAAUUUGGAUGACUCAACCAAUCCUGAUAGUGUUGACAAAAGUGUCAAUACUAACAAUACUACUGCAGUCACAGUUACAACCUUUGCACUGCCUGAUCGAGAUGGUACAUCCAAUCCAGAUGAUAUCAUUACAGAUGUCAAGCCACUUAAGACUUUGCCUUUUGCUGGCACAACAAUUAUUACUAAUCUGGAGAAUAAAACUGCUCGUGAUAAAGUUGAUAAUGGUGACAAUCUAGACAAGACUACUGCAGUGAUAGAAACAGCAGUUACACACACUGAUCCAGGUGAUACAAUCAAUCCAGAUGAUAUGAUCAGACAUGACAAGCUGGAUAAGGUUACUGAUGUUACAGGUACAACAAUUACAGUGACUAAUCCAGAUGUAAGAAACAAUGACAAGCUUAAUGCAGUUACAAAGGCAAGAGUUGCAGAGACUAAUCCAAUGGGUACAACCAGUCCUAAUAGCAGAAACGUCUUCCCAACUGGAACUACUGCAGUCAUAAAAGCAGUGCCAAUGAACCAAAGAAGUGACCCAUCCAUUCCUGAAGUUAAUGUUAAAAAUAACAGACCAGAAGAAACUACAAUAAACAUGGAUAUUAUAAGAAAAGAUACUGACCUAUCAGGAAAGUCACCUACUCCCAAUAACGUUGGUAUCAAUGGACUGAAAAUAACUGCAACAGUUGCCAAGAUAAUAAAAGCACCAAUUGACAUACAGACAACUCUUGGUGCCACAACAGAAUCUAAACCUUUGAGUAAUUCUGCUAAUUUUGAGAGGGAUGACAGGCCAGACAGCAACACCACAGGCACAAAAAGUAUCACAACAGAACCAAAUCUUAGUUUACCUAGCCCAAAUGAUAAUGAUAAAAAGAGAAAGGCAGAUAUCAUUACCAAAAUUACUCGGACAUUAACUAUUGAAACUACAGCCUCCCCUCAAAUAGAUAAACCUGAACAUCCAGAUGUAAUAACUAAUAAAAAAAUUAAUCUUGUUUCAGAUAAAGGAACCACAAAGGAAAACCCAGCUAACAAGAAUACAAUAACACAAGUGAGUACAACUUCCAGCACCCUAUCUUCUACAACAAACAAAAUUGCAACAUAUUCCUCUACUUGGUCCACCACUGUUAUACCUACAACAAAAAGGCAAGUCACCUCUUACUCCAGUCCAAGAGAUGCUACCAUUUCCACAACUAGAUCUCCAGAGAUGAUUAUCCAUAAAACUACAGCAUAUGUUCAGCCAGAUGUACCUCUAUUGUAUAACGAUGUACCAGACGAGAUGAACUUGUGUAAUAAGAAGCCUAUAGAUGGGAUUGUCCCUCUACAAAAUGGAUCACUAGCGGUAUUCAGAGAUCAUUAUUACUGGCUGCUAAAUGGAACAAGCUCACCCUCCCCUCAACCUCGUAAAAUUUCUGAGGGAUGGCAUAUCCCUUCCCCCAUUGACACAGUGUUCUCCAGAUGUAACUGUGAUGGCAAAACUUUCUUUUUCAAGGGGCCCCAAUACUGGCGCUUCACCAAUGAUAUAAUGGAUGCUGGCUAUCCUAAGCUGAUUGUAAAAGGAUUUCGAGGACUGAAUGGGAAAAUUAUGGGAGCUCUUUCUGUGGCUCCGUACAGAAGCAGGCCAGAAUCUGUGCAUUUUUUCAAAGAAGGUGGCAAUGUUCAACAAUAUACCUACAAGCAAAAACCAAAGAAGUGUAAGAAGAAAGUUGUAACUGUGAAUUAUCCGGUUUAUAAACCAAAGACUUUGGUUCUGAGGCAGAGGCGCUUUGGACGUGCAGUACAAUCUCGUCAGAUCUUCCGAAGCGUCCGAAUAAGGCACUACCCAACCAUUCGGAUCACCCAUCAUUCGACAGGAAUACUGCAGCCAGAGGUUAAAAUUACAUCAUAUUGGAGAGGAUUUCCGAAAGAAUUUAAUUCUGUUAUCUCUGUUCCUAAUGAGGAGACGGUGGAUGGAUACGAUUACUAUGCCUUCGCAAAAGAUAACUACUACAGCUUGGAUGUGGGCAGCAGAAUAGCAAGACCAGUUACAACGCAAACUGGGCAGACUGUGUCUAAUGCUUGGUACAAGUGUCCUGCAGAAUAA
Molecule: messenger RNA, 7428 nt
Organism: Protobothrops mucrosquamatus (brown spotted pit viper)
Lineage: Eukaryota; Metazoa; Chordata; Lepidosauria; Squamata; Viperidae
Gene: PRG4
Product: proteoglycan 4
Exons: 7
Coding region: 1-7428 (2475 amino acids)
Source: RefSeq, a predicted model, not a curated record